UUCCGCUUGAAUUGAGCUGUUGCGCUGAGUCGUAGGAAAAGUAGGUCUGGUUCUAGACGUCCUGGUUGUAUACGGUAGUGUGUCUGUAUAGUUCUGAAAGUUGGUAGAUAUAGCCUAUCACAGUUUACUAAAAACAAUGACAAAAACCUUCAAAAUCCAUGUGGGUAAUUUAUCUAGUGACACUAGAGAAGAGGAUCUGCUACCCUUGUUUAGAAAAUAUGGGGAAGUAAUUGAAUUUAUUAUUAAAGAUUAUUUUGGAUUCCUGCAUAUGAAAGAUGAAGAAUCUGGAGCAGCUGUUUUGAAAAACUUGAAUGGUCAUCUGGUUCGUGGACAUCGUAUUAGACUUCAUAUCGCUACCAAUAAAGAUGGUCCCAGGACACAGUUAAAAAAGGAUGUGAAUGCCAACAUGGUUGAUAGAAAGGAGUCUAUACACAAAGCUGGCCAGCGUAUAUUUAAACCAAGUAGACCAAGUCCGGAACACAAACCAGAGAUAAACGCAACAAACUCGAGAAGGUCAAUCAAGGGUGUCAGCCAAGAUGCAGAUGGACCAUCUUCAACGAAUUUUCUUGUUAGAAACGUACCACCAAAAAUAAGUAUAAGGGAAAUUGAAGAACUAUUUCAGAAGUAUGGGAAGGUUAAGAAAUGUUCUUUUGAUUAUGAACAUGUGUUUGUGUGUCUCAUCUGCCCUGAUGUAGAACUCGUGCUCAGCGAGUUAAAUGGGACAAAGUUUAAAGGUCAGCACAUAGAAGUCAAAGUGACCACUAGACCAGUAAACGAACAGCCAUCGUCCCCUAGCCAAGAACAUGGUGUAAGAUUGGAGAAGAAAUGCUCCGCUUCAUUAACGUUCACUAGUGCCCUUAACAAGGCAAUUGAGGAGGGCUCCAUCAGUUCAUGCAAGGGGCUGCUUGACGCAGGAGUGACACCAAUUAAUGAGGUAUUCCCAAGAGAACUUCAUCCUCUCAUGCUAGCCAUCAAGCUGCAGCGUUCAGACAUCACCAAACUUCUGAUAAAAAACGGAGCAAAUAUUCAUGUUUUACUACCUCAAGAUAAAUUUCAUUCCUUCAAUCUGUUCACUGACAAUGGAUCUGAAUAUUUUCAAAAACACAAGGAUGGAUUGUCCUGUUAUCAACUGGCUGUCAUUUAUAGAAACAUAUUUGUUGUAAGGUGUUUUUGGCGCUUAGGGUGUUUAGUUUCUGAUGACGAUAUUCAUUUGUUGAGCGAGCUCAUAGUGCCAGGAGAUAGUUCUGUUCUUCAGCACACUGAGGAGACAAAGAAAGCUAUCAAACAACAGUUAAAUUUUCUCAAAGGGAUCGAAACUAACAAUUAUAUCCAAGUUUUUAGUGCUCUGACACAUGGAGCUGAAAUAAAAGGGCAUUCCGACAGUGUCCGAUUUCCGAUUCAUUUUGCUACCCGAAGUGGCUUUUACAACGUUCUGCAUGUUCUGGUCAACUGGACAACGGAGGUGGACUCGGUUGAUGAUCAAGGAAUGAGACCUAUCCAGAUAGCGGUGGAAGCAGGAGAUCUGAAGUGCUGUCAGAUCCUGCUGGAGAAUGGGGCUAGUUACAAUUCAGUAGAAACAAUACCUGGCUCAGAAGGUGUCAAUAAUCUGCUGGAGAAUAUAGAACAGGCCUUCUUCUUUGCCUCCAAGGGAUAUAUUGAAAUUUUGAAACUUUUUAUGCAGGUAGUUGACAAAGAAAACUAUCAUCUGCUCAAUGUAUUUCUCAAUUGCACCAACAGUGAGGGCAAAACUUUGAUAGCUGCCGCUGUUGCAAAUGGACAUUUUGAGGUAGUAAGAAAUCUUGUAAAAUUGAGGACAGGUACUUCUUUGUCUGAACUAGUGAAAGUCCAUACUCUUUAUGAAAAAAUGGUUAUGGAAUGAUAUUUUAAUAAUGAAUCCAACUAUCCAAGUACUGUCUAUUUUGUAUCUGAUUAAGCAUUAUUGUAGAACUGUAACGUGUGAAUGAAAUUUUUUUGGUAUAGGAUUUUGCACAAGUUCAGUGAUUAAGAUACAUAUCCUAAAACAAAAAGUAAGCCUUAACAAGUCUACUAAGCAAUCCCUGUCCACAUUAUUAAGUUUUAAACAUAAGUUAUGCAGAUCUCUUUGGAUUGUUUGUCUCGAAAACUUUGAUAACUCAAACAUCUUAGUAGAAGUUCACUCUCCUGUGUAACUUAGAAAACUGUAAAAUUUUGUCUUUGUUUUUUAUAUUUAAUAAACAGUAUAAUAUUUAAUCCUAAGUAGAAUUUAAAAUACUAUUAACUUUUGAUUAGACAAUGUAAUAUUAUUAAAUAAAAGGUACUUAAAAUCAUUAUUGUUUAUGUUGUUGACUAAAGGUGUAGUAUUCAAACUACUUACUGGACUUCAUUUUUUAGAAAUCUUUAUCUUCAGACAGAUAACUAGUAGUCAUGUACUUAUGUUUUAUCUAAUGGGCUUUGUCUAAUUCAUUCAUGUUUUUAACUCGUAGUUUUAAUCAUAUAGGUCAUGGUUCUUGAUCUGGAAAGCUUUCUGCCAACAGCAGUUACCCAUGAUGUUUUUCUUGGUCUAUGAGGCUUUUUAUCAUGCAGUCAACAGUAAUCACUUCAGAUAUGGUAUACUUGAUUGACAGAUUUUAUCUUUCAUGUUGUCAAUCGUAGGUACUCCAUACGUGCAUGGCCCCCACAUUACGAUUACGGGCCCUGGUCCCAGAUAUCAGUGACGGCAUCCCCCUCCCCUAUUUUCAAUCGCAUGUUAAAGUAUAAUUGCAUAAGUAUUUUUUACUAAUAAAAUUAUUAUAAUGUAAUUCAAACUGAAAAUAUAGGGUAUAAUGAUAAAUAUUUUACAAGAUUCAAGAUUUUAUUCAUCAUUAAACAUACAGUGAUGCAAUAGAUUUCGUCAAUAGUAAUAUGACACAAUUUACUUUAUCAUUGUUUGUUGAAUUCUGUUUGUAACUACUAUAUUUCAGUGAAAAUUAAAAUAAAUAUAGAAUAACAUAAUAAAUAGUUACAACACUAUAUACACUACACUGUAAUAGUUUUAGCAUUAAAAACAUAAAUUAUUAAUAGAUUUAGAGACAUACUAUAUAACCACUAUAUUUAAGUGAAAACUAAAACAAACAUUUAACAUUAUAAAUAGUUAUAACACUAUAUAAACUACAUAUUAAUUCUUUAACAUUAAAAACGUAAAUUAUUAAUAGA
Messenger RNA from Homalodisca vitripennis (glassy-winged sharpshooter), 3171 nucleotides. Its product is annotated as ankyrin-1-like. Gene Ontology annotation, cellular component: cytosol. Lineage: Eukaryota; Metazoa; Arthropoda; Insecta; Hemiptera; Cicadellidae. The record is from RefSeq and is a predicted model, not a curated record. Gene Ontology annotation, molecular function: protein binding; mRNA binding. The transcript is spliced from 6 exons. The coding region runs from base 137 to 1879 and encodes 580 amino acids.